UCGUUAAUGUGUGGUGGUGUUUGUAAACGAAUAGUUGUCCGGCGGUGUUGAAGUGCGUUUGCUGUAUUUCGCCUUUGUUUACGUUUUACUUUUGCAUCUGGAAGUUCUAUAAAGAGCAUUAUUGAUACAAUGAAAAAAUUUCGAGAUCGUUGCUUUUAUCAAUAAUAUGUUCUCGCAUUUAAGAUUUAACAUGAAGUUGCUAUUUGGUCUUCUAUUUAUUAUAUUGCUUUUAGCCGUUAUUCUCAAUUUUAAAUUAUUGGCAGAUGCUGAGAAUUCUAGUAUUUCAAGGGAUCCUGAUUUGGAUUUGGUGCAUAAAAAGAUAGAACAUUUAUCUAUGCAGAUCAAUAAACUUCAGGACAUAACUUCUAAACCUUACCCGAAAGUGAAAAAAUUAGGAUACAGUGAAAGAAAAAGGAUACUGAUUACUGGUGGAGCAGGAUUUGUAGGCAGUCAUCUUGUUGACAGACUUAUGUCUGAAGGUCAUGAAGUAACUGUUGUUGACAACUUUUUUACUGGUAGCAAGAGAAACAUCGAACAUUGGAUAGGUCAUGAAAAUUUUGAGCUUAUUCGGCAUGAUAUUGUAAAUCGCUUAUAUGUUGAAGUUGAUCAGAUAUAUCAUCUUGCAUCUCCUGCAUCACCCCCACACUAUAUGUUUAAUCCUGUGAAGACAAUUAAAACAAAUACUAUAGGAACAAUAAAUUUGUUAGGUUUAGCUCGAAGAGUUGGAGCUAGGAUCCUAGUUGCUUCAACUUCUGAAGUUUAUGGAGAUCCUGAAGUUCAUCCACAGAGUGAAGAUUAUUGGGGCCAUGUUAAUCCUAUUGGUCCACGAUCUUGCUAUGAUGAAGCAAAGCGUGUAGCUGAAGCUUUAAGCUAUGCAUAUGCAAAACAAGAGAAAGUAGAAGUUAGAGUAGCUCGUAUUUUUAAUACAUAUGGUCCAAGAAUGCAUAUAAAUGAUGGUCGCGUAGUCAGCAAUUUCAUUCAACAGGCUCUACAAAACCAUUCAAUAACAAUUUAUGGCACUGGAAAGCAAACUCGAUCAUUCCAGUAUGUUAGUGACUUAGUGGAUGGACUUGUUUCACUUAUGAACAAUAAUUACUCGUUGCCAAUUAAUUUAGGCAAUCCAGAAGAAUAUUCUAUUGAGCAGCUUGCUACAGUAAUUAAAGAAUCAGUCGGUGGUGUGAGUCCUAUUGUAAAGCAAUCUGGUGUGCAAGAUGAUCCCCAGAGAAGGAAACCUGAUAUUAAUAGAGCCAAACUGUAUUUGGGAUGGAGUCCCAAAGUAUCAUUAAAUGCUGGUUUGAAGAAAACUGUGGAAUAUUUUGUGAAAGAAUUGAUGAAAGAAAAUGCCAAAGAUGUAUAUUCCUGAAGCUGUAUAUUUCAGUAUUAUUUAUAUUUCCCUCACAUCUUCCAUCUGAUCACUCAACUGAGCUGUAAAAAGGCUACAAGGCAGUGUAGAUAAAUUCACCAACAUGCGACAAAGAUUCAGGGACAGAAUCACCAACAUGCAGAUUCAGGACAGUUUUAAUAUUGUUGAUAAAAACUGCAUAAAUUGGAAAAGAAUCAACUUUCUCCAUUAAAUAUCAUGAUCAUUGAAUUUUAAAAUCUGUGAAUUUUGAACUUGAGAUGAGAUAUGUGAAAUCAGAAACGACUUCAAAAUGCACAAUAUUCUUGAAUCUGAACACUGAAUCACAAUACAAACUUAAUGCCACUAAUUAGUUCUUUAGCUACCACUGUUAUCCAUAGUCUAAAUUAUAAUCAUAUUUGCCAAAUUUCCUGCUGCACUUCACGUAUUGUGCAACUGAGAUAAGCAAGACUUUUGUUGAAUAAAUGACACUAUAUAGAGAUUUAAAUUUCUUUCUAAUGAAGAUUAUGAAAAAUAGAUUGGACUCUCAGAUAUCUAUUAGAAGUUGCCAAAGUGUGAUGUCUUCUAAUGUAACUGAGCUAUUUUUAAUUUAAAAAAUAAAAUUUGUUACAUUUAUUACAUGCCACUUUAAAUAAUAAUUGCAACAUGCAUUUGAAAAAUUGUUAUGAAAUAAUUGUUUUAUUUUCAGAAAAUAAUUAUAU
Molecule: messenger RNA, 2061 nt
Organism: Stegodyphus dumicola
Lineage: Eukaryota; Metazoa; Arthropoda; Arachnida; Araneae; Eresidae
Gene: Uxs
Product: UDP-xylose synthase
Biological process (GO): D-xylose metabolic process
Cellular component (GO): cytoplasm
Molecular function (GO): NAD+ binding; UDP-glucuronate decarboxylase activity
Source: RefSeq, a predicted model, not a curated record